Molecule: messenger RNA, 2569 nt
Organism: Paramecium sonneborni
Lineage: Eukaryota; Ciliophora; Oligohymenophorea; Peniculida; Parameciidae
Source: the annotation of a GenBank genome assembly
AUGAUAAAUGAGCAAAUGAAUAUUUAAGGUUUUUAAUAUAAGCUAAGUGAAUAAGAAUUAUAUUAGUUUUUAGAAUAAUUUUUAAAAGAAAAAUUUGAAUAAUAAUCUAAAUUAACUAUAAAAGAGAGAUUUUAAGAAUUGUAAGGCCGAUUCUAAGUAGUUACUUCAAAAUAAACUAAAAAUCAAUAACAAUAAUAUUAAUACUAAUACUAAUAAUAAUUAGAAUAAAAUCAAAGUCAUGAUAGUAUUACAAGUAAUAAAAGUAAAUAACAAAUAUAAUAAUAACCAGAUUCUUCACAUUAAGAUUAGUCAUAUAAUGAAAUUAAUGAAGAAUAAAUGGAGCUAAUAUAAAAUAUUGCUGCAAUUAUGAUUUAGAAGGUAUGGAGAGGUUAUAAAACUAGAUAAUUAGUUUUUGAUUAUCUCUAAUAUUUAAUAUAAUAAUAAGAAGAAGCUUAAUUAGAUGAUUAAGAAGAAAAAUAGUUUUAAGAAGAAGAAUUAAAUGAAUAGUUAUAAGAAGAAGAUCUUAAAGUUAUAGAUUCAAGUAAAUAGCAAAAUCAAGAUGAAUGUCUCUAAAAUGAUUCUGCAAUAUCUCAUCAUUAAGGAUAUGCUCCUCCUCCUUCUGAAUCUAUAAAUUAAUAAUCUCCUCCAUAAUCUAGUCCUAAGGGAAAUUCUAAUAAUCUUUCUCUCAAUUUAAAUUAUUUCUCUCAACCAUAAUAAUCAUUAGCAUAAUAAUCUAAUAAUAAUACUUAAAUAUUAUAGGAAUAAUAAUCUGGUUGCUAAUCACAAUCUGAAAAUAUUGAAUCUCAAAUUUAAGAUUCUUUACCUUUAAAAAGAGUAUAAAAUUAACAUGAUUCUAAUUAAGACCCUGAUUAUUAUAUUUAAGUAUUAAAAUCUCGAGAAGAUGCUUUAUAACAAAAAUAUAAUUAAUAGGUUAUCCUGUUGGAAAAAAUGUUAGAAAAAAAGAAAGUCACUAUAGAUUUGUUCUCUGAAAAUAAAGAGAAGUUAGAAAGAAAAUAUAAAAGAGAAAGAGCAAAAUUACAAUAAUCGAAAAAUGAAGUUGAAAGGCUUCAAUAAAUGUUUAAAGAAACAAUCAAAUCUACAUAGAAAGAUCAUUAAUUUAUGGAGAAGAUUAAAAUGUAAUGUGAUGAUGAUAAUCUUUCAAUCAGAUAAAUAUUCUCUUUAAGAUCUGAAACAGAACAAUCAGACUAUGAAAUUGACAAGAAACCCAUCCCUCAUUAUGGUUUAUUAACAAAAAUAAGUAUUUUAAUUAUAUAUUUUAGAAAAUGAUCAUUUUCGAAAAUAUUCAAAAAACAGAAAAUAAGUUCGCAGUUUUGAUUAGUAAAUGAGUUUAGAUGAAAUAUCAAUGAAAAAUGAAGAAAUUUAGACAAGCACAAUAUAUAAUAUUCAUACAGAAUCCAUGUCUCAUUCAUUACAUAAAUCCUAAUAAUUUUAUUCUAAUAACUAAUAAUCUAUUCCUUCAUAAGAGAUUGUAUAAGUUGAAAUUAUUGAAAUCCCAGAAAAUAAGGAACCUUAAACUGAUCAUAGAAGAUCUAUUAUACCUUUUGAUGAUCGUAAGAUAGAAAAUUUGACUGAAAACAUUGUAUAAAAUAUAAUAGUUGAAUUUGCUGAAGAAUUAAAUAAUUUUCCUCUAUAAUCUUUGGGUGUACUAAUGGAAUGGGAUGAAGAGUCUUAGAUUGAUUAAUAAUUUCCUCCAGGCUUUCCAACUACAUUAAAUUUCGUUAAAGAUUAUCUAGUAUCUUUCAGCGAAUUUAUCCAAAGUAAAAAAUAGUCUUAUAAAUAGAAAAUUAUAUAAAUGAAUUUAUAAAAUAAAUUAACACUCCUUUAGGAAUAACUCCUUAAGAUUUGUUAAAAAGUAUAUCUUUAAGUGACAUGUAGUAAAAUAUUUUAGAUGAUUCAACAUCUGGUCCAUUAUAUCCAUUAAUUAAACAUAUUCAUUAAAUGGAGCCUCUUAUUGAUGAAGAAAUUUGGUUUAAAUUUAAUUAAUCCUACUCUCUCAAAUUGAAAUAUUUUAAUGAUAUAAAUAUUAGCGAUUAGUUUAAAGAAUUAGAAGUAUUUCAUUUAAGAAUGGUUUAUGAAGCAUUUAAUGAGGCCAUUAAUUAUGUACGUCCUUUUGGAAUUAGAGGUUAAUCAUAUCCUUGGAAAUCCAAUCCAUUAAAAGUUUAUCAAAAUAUUACAAUACCUGAAACUCUUGAUAGAGCAUUUGGAUUUGCAAUUUCUAAAAUGUUAAAAUGGGGAUCUUUUCUUUGUGGUUUCAUUCCAGAAAAAAUUGAAACUCCUUAAGGAGAACUUAUAGUCAUAGAAGACGAUUAUUUAAACCAAAUUAAAGAAGAUAGAUUAUAAUAAAUGUUAGAAUAUGAAGUAAAGCAUAUAUUAUAUUCAAAAGAUUUAAGAAUCUGAUGAAAAAUGGCUUAAUUAUGAUGAAGAAUAAGCUGAAGUUGCAGUUGAAUUGGCAGAUAUAGUUUUUGAAGCUAUGUUAGAUGAAGUUGCUGAAGAAAUAUUUAGAGCUAAUUCUAAAUAAACCUUAACAAAAUAAUAAUUUCAAUAUUGA